Molecule: messenger RNA, 734 nt
Organism: Carassius auratus (goldfish)
Lineage: Eukaryota; Metazoa; Chordata; Actinopteri; Cypriniformes; Cyprinidae
Product: adhesion G-protein coupled receptor D1-like
Exons: 6
Coding region: 1-411 (136 amino acids)
Biological process (GO): adenylate cyclase-activating G protein-coupled receptor signaling pathway; cell surface receptor signaling pathway
Cellular component (GO): plasma membrane
Molecular function (GO): G protein-coupled receptor activity
Source: RefSeq, a predicted model, not a curated record
AUGAGAUCAGUGCUGAAAACUAACAAGGUUCACGGAGACGCCAACUCUGUUAAGCUUACGACUAAAGCGGUGGCGGUACUCUUGCCCAUCCUGGGCAUAUCGUGGAUCUUUGGGGUUCUGGCAGUGAACGACCACUCCCUGCUUUUCCAGUACAUGUUUGCAGUGUUUAACUCACUACAGGGGUUCUUCAUAUUCCUGUUUCACUGUCUGUUAAACUCUGAGGUAAGAGCUGCUUUCAAACACAAAACCAAAGUGUGGACUUUAACCAGCAGCUCAAUCCGCAACAUCAACGUCAAACCUUUCAACUCAGACAUAAUGAACGGCAACAAGGGCGGUGUGACACCCACAAAGAUGAACACAUGGGACAAAAGCACCAACUCAGCCAACCGCAUCGAUUUGUCAGCUGUAUAAUUUCUUCUGGUCCAAACAGAGCAAGUGGACAACAGCAUAGCACUUCUUAUAGAACAUGUGCCUUUCUAUAUCACUUUUUAAAUGGACUUUAUAUGAUGAAAUAGCUACAGACACUUGCAUCUGAUUGUACUAUAGUUAACUCACAACACAAAGUUCUCUGAUGUCAUUUCCUCCUGCUGAUGAUCUCUCUAACACAAACAUAGGAUGAAGACACACUGCCCGUUGUUGGGAUGAAGGAGUUCAUGGUUUGCUAAUAAUGUGGUGUGCAGAGGAAAACACACUAACUCUCACAGACAGGAGACUCUCCUGAGGUACAGUACCUG